CUCUCUAGGUUUUUUCGCACCCCUGGUCGGAAAUACUUAGAUCGCUCGUGAAUCACUCAAGCUCUCUCCCCUUUUGAUUCCAUCGAUUAAUCUCUGAAUCCCUACUUCUCUGCUCGUGGUUCAUCUUUCCAUUCUUACUUUGGAAAGAAAUCGGAUACUACAGCAGAUACGAAGGGUUUCGAGAAAUAGAUCUUGCGAAAAGCACUGUUCAUCGACUUUUUGAUUUCUCCUUGGAGCUGAAGAUUGGACGAUUGUCUUCGAGUUUCAAGGCUCGAUUGGGGGUCGCCAUCCUCUGGCGAACCUCCCAACACUGAUUUCAGCCUCUAAUUCAUCCUCAUACUCGAGAAUCGAUAGAUUUGAAGCUGAAGUCAACGGUCCAUUGCAGACUUGGGGAUUCUCAGACUGCUCAUCAUCCGCUUGAUUAAACUAGAAUCGAAGCUUCACCUUGGGCGAGCCUCACCCAGGAGGGCCUUUUGGAUCUGCUCCCAAGACUGGAGGUGACAAUAUCCAGACUACAAGCACUGUUCAUCUUCGACUUGCACGAAGAGUUGCUUUGAAUCUGGAUUUCUCACUUAACAGAAGAGCGAGUUGAAUUCUGAAACUAUUGCUGAUCCCACCAGACUGAAACAAGCUAAGUACACUUCUUGUUCUUCAUUGUAUCUGUUUCUUCCAUUUCUUCGUACUGUUCACAGUUCGCAGAAGUGAAGAACACUGGGUUAAUUCCAGUUCUUGAUUUCAUCUCAACUUGCUUUAUCAAAGUGUAACACUUUGCAAGUCUUUUUCUGAUCUGGUUGGAAAUUUACACCAUACUAGUUAGAAAUUGUUUGUGAUUACUACGCUUGGUAUUUUGACAAGUGAUUUUCAAUAGACUGUUCUAUACUACUCUAGGUAUAUCUGAGAUUAUUUUUAGAACUUUAUGAUAUGAUUUUCUAAAAUUUCUUCUUGAAAAUCCUGGGUAUAUUCAGAACUGUUUUGUGCAACUCUUGCUAACUGUUUUGAAUAUAGAGCAUCUGGCACUUGUUUAGUAACAUUUCGGGCUGUUGUUUAAUUACUAUUACUAAACUGUAUACGCAGUGCUUGUUGGAUUUCUUGUCUUGCUUUUCGUAUUCUGCUGUAGUCUAACCUUGCAGGGACAUCCAGUGUAAUAUGGUUGUGCUAUCAUAACUCCGAGUGUUCUGGACCUUGUUCGUAUGUUAUGACAAAGAAGAAUAAGCAAAACAGGACUCCCCCGGCGAAAGAUAAGCAGUUUGAUGAUAAAAUUGCCUACCUGAAAGCAAAGAAAGCUGCUGUUUUGGCGGAUAAACUGGAAAAGAAAGGAUUUGAGGAGGAAAUACCUACUGUAUCUUCACCUAUUCCUAUGGAGGCCACUGAUUUCCAUACAGCGGCACACUCCACUCCUACUCAAGUAUCACUGGGCUCUGUGGGGACUACCUCUUACGCUGAAGCUGUACUGGGUAUAGGGUCUGCUUCCUCUAAUGCUGAGGCUUCCCAAGAACUUUCGCUGGCAGUUGUAACCACUCCGGACCUUGAUGCACUUAUAAUUGAGACAUCGGAUGAAAAUCAUGUUGUAAGUCAAGAUGAAUCUAUUUCUCUUGGCUCACAAGACACACACUCAGUUGAGCUGCUGGAUAAGGAGGCUGCUUCAUCGAAAGAACAGAUGAAGAAAGAUGAAAAGGAGACUAAACAAUGGUCUUCUUUAUUCCGAGAUAACAGGGCGCUAUCAAAUGGUCUUAAACUGGAAUAUUUCCCUCCUACUGGUGAGAAACUAGAUUUCUCCCACCUUCAGGUACCAACACUAAUUGAGGUCUGGGGUUUCUGCCUUGUUGGGCAUUUCUCGGGUAGAUUCCCCGGGCUUAAAGCUAUACAUGACAUGGCUACAAAGUGGGGUGUACAGGUUGAUAUUAAGUCACAUAGCAAAGGAUGGGUGAUUUUUAAGUUCAAAAGCGAAGAAGACAGGUUGAAGGUUUUAACUGGGGGUCCUUAUGUUCUUUUUGGAAAAACCAUGUUCCUAAAAGAACUAUCCGAAGACUUUUCGGUUGAUAGUGUUGAAUUUCUGAAGGUCCCAAUCUGGAUCAAACUUCCAAAACUUGCUAUGCGACUGUGGAAAGCAAAGGAACUGGGUAUGAUCGCUUCUCAAGUGGGUGUACCUAUCAUAGCGGACAAGAUUACGCAGGAUAUUGUCUAUACACACUUUGCUCGAGUCCUUGUUGAAGUGGAUGUCACAAAGCCCCCGGUGACCCAAUUUCCAAUCGUUCCUCCUUCUGGGAACGAGUAUAUGCAGCAGGUCAUCUUCGAGACAUACCCGGAUUACUGCUACAAUUGUAAGAUGUAUGGCCAUCAUCCGUUUAAUUGUUUAAAGCUGAACCCUCCAAAGGAAAAGGACAAGUUGGAUGCCGAUGUGAUAAGGAAAAACAAGGUGGAUGCCGAUACUACUGUGAAAGGAAAAUAUCCUACUGACCGAGGGCAAAACAAAAGACCACUGGUGCAGGGAAACACUUCUAAGCCAGGCCUCUUUCAACUGCCAGACACCUUCUCACUUCCGGCCGAAAGUGAAUUGGUUCAGGAACAUGGAUUUGACUGGGAGGGUCGCAGGAUUCUGAGUGUCUAUGAAUUAGAGGCUGAUGAUAUUGUCAACCUCUUUGAAACCAAUGAAGAUGGAGUGCAUGCGGCUUAUGUCAAGAAGAAGCACCAGAUCAUGAGCUACAUUCCUAUUGCAAGACUGGGAACAAAUCUUCAACGUGUUGAUAACUUGGAUGUGCCGGCUAUCUCCUUUACUGAUCCAUGCUUGGUUACCCUCCCCGGAGUGAAGCGGACAUUCAAAUGGUAUGCCUUUAAUAAAGAAAUUUUUUAUCUUAACGUAGCUUCCUUCUUUGAUAUUCAGGCUAAGCAAAAUGUGGAUUUCUUAAGAGCUUUGAAUCACUCAUCUUUGGAUGCACCGAGCACUUCUAAACUGGCUCUAGAAGAACCAGCUGCUGUACCGCAUGAAGAGGCAGUUCAAACGGGCAGAAAAGAACCUCAAAUUGGUGAAUUUAGCUACACCAUUCGCAAUAUGCAUGACAUGGCUGAAGGGGAUGUUGUUACAAAGGUAGGCACAGAUAAAAAAGGCAAAAUGAUGGCCUGUGUUUGCUCGCCAGACCUGCUGCCAGUUGGUGUGACUACGGUUAGGGUGGGCUUUCAGCUCCAACAAGUAGAAGACGAGGAUCCAGGGGUAACCUUCACUGAGGCGUUCAGCUUAUCCUAUCCUGGUGUAAAGAAGAAAGGCAACUGGUAUGAAUUUCCUAAUAAUGUCUUUACUCCUAAUGUUAUGAAUUUUUUCAAUGCUAAACUUGCCAGGAAUGUCAAGUACCUUAAGGAGAAACUGCGAAGGGAAAGGCAGGCUGGGAAACUAUUAGGUGGUGAAGAAGGUGACCCCGGGGAUGAGUCUCAUUCCUCGGACCUCUAUCUUUCUUAAUGAUUAAAAUUGCUUCUUGGAAUGUUAGGGGUUUAAAUAAAGCCUCUAAGCAUAAUACUAUUAGUAACUUUAUUAAAACAAAUAGGGUUAAUUUUUGCUGUUUUUUAGAAACAAAAAUGAGUAAUGAAAAUUUAAAAAAGUAUGUUACCAAUAAAUGGCCUGGCUGGUUGUAUGCAAAUAAUUUUGCACACAUACCUGGCGGCCGAAUUGUUGUAAUGUGGAAUCCUGUUUUUUUGAACUGUGUGGUGAGUGAGAUUGAUACCCAGCAUAUUCAUAUUGAAUGUAUUUGCCGUAUAUCUCACAUAACUUUCUUUAUGACUGUUGUUUAUCCACUCUAUACUGUCUUGGAGCGCAGGUCUUUAUGGGAAUACCUAGCUAACUUUGGAUGCCGGUUAACGGAACCAUGGUUAGUUUUGGGUGACUUUAACUGUGUUUGUGCCCCUAAUGAGAGGUUGGGAUCAACCCCACCAUCGGCUUAUAUGAUGCAGGAUCUGGCUAAUUUUAAAAUCAUGGCUAACCUGGAGGAUGCCCCAUCCACUGGAGAGUUUUUCACGUGGAAUAGGGGCUCUUUGUGGGCUAAGCUUGAUAGAGUCCUCUUGAAUGAGGUUUGGGAACAAAAAAGAAUUGUGUGUAGGGCCCAUUUCAAUGAAAUGGAGGUGGAGUUUGAUCAUACGGCCUCCGUAACAUCAAUACUCAUAAAUUCCUCUCUAAGGCCGAAACCUUUUAAAUUUUUUAAUAUGUGGAUUAAGCAUCCGGACUUUAAUAAUAUUGUUGCGCAGAGUUGGACUGUUUUUGUUUCUGGUACAGCUCAAUACUCGUUUGUUAGGCGACUGAAGGCACUCAAGACACCUUUAAAGAAGCUUAAUGAGGCAGAGUUUGGCCAUAUUUCAACCAAGGCAAAAUUGGCUAAGGAAGAGUUUAAAAGGCUAAACAAGCUAAUGUUGGAGUCUCCCACGGAUGAAGAUAUUCGAAUGCAGUUGAUGGCGGCAAGGAAAAAAGCAACCUUCUUGGGGGAGGCCGAAACAUGCUUCUUCCAACAACGGGCCAAAACCACUCACAUUCUGGAAGCGGACAAGGGCACACGUUACUUUCAUGCAAUUGUGAAGAGGAACGCUGCCCGGAACUCCAUCUCCUCGGUUAUGCUUGAAGAUGGUAGCUUUACUAAAUCUUUAGAUGAUGUUGGUGAUGUAUUUGUAAAAUUUUUUGUUGAUCUAUUUGGAACACAGGUGGAUACCCUGGACCUGGACCACUCGGUUUUAGGUACUGGUCCUCUGAUUGAACCAGGUGUUCAUGAAGGCCUUCUUUCACCGGUAACAGACAAGGAAAUUAAAGAUGCCUUGUUUGAUAUCGGGAAUGAUAAGGCACCAGGACCUGAUGGGUUCUCCUCGGCUUUCUUUAAAGCCAAUUGGAGUAUUGUUGGGAAUGACAUGAUACGGGCUAUUAAGGAGUUCUUUUGAACGGGAAAAAUGCUUAAACAGAUCAAUCAUACUGUUAUAGCACUUAUCCCUAAGACUAGUCACUCCCCAAAAGUCUCGGACUAUCGACCCAUUUCUUGCACAAAUGUUUUGUAUAAAGUCAUUACUAAGAUUAUUGCGGCUAGAUUAACCCCGUGCCUCUCGGGGUUGAUUAAUCAAGCCCAAGGAGCGUUCGUCGAUGGCCGCCUAAUGUUUGAUAACAUUUUCCUAGCCCAGGAACUUGUUAGAGGAUACAAUAGGAAGCGAAUUUCGCCAAGAUGUAUGAUUAUGGUGGAUUUGCGCAAGGCUUACGACACGAUAUCAUGGGAUUUCCUUGAAAAAGUCUUAUUGGGCUUGGGCCUCCCAACUCGAUUUUUUGGAUGGAUAAUGGAAUGUGUCUCGACGUCCUCGUUCUCGGUCUCCUUAAAUGGAUCACUGUUUGGAUUCUUUAAAGGAAAAAGAGGAAUACGGCAGGGAGACCCUAUGUCUCCGCUGCUCUUUGUUUUGUGUCUUGAAUAUUUCUCUCGGUUACUCACGUUGAGAACCAAGGGAAAUAAUUUUAACUUCCACCCCCAAUGCUCUUCCUUGGGUAUUACCCAUUUGGCCUAUGCGGAUGAUCUUAUGCUUUUUUCUAGAGGUGACACGUAUUCAGUGGAAAUAUUGGUCAACGCUCUGAAGGACUUUGGGGACGUAUCGGGCCUUAGGGUAAACCACGAAAAAUCUAAUAUUUUCGUGGGUGGGGUGAGGGACCAAGAACUUCAAAACAUUUUGGAUAUUGUUGAUUAUAGACAAGGCGUAUUUCCGGUAAGAUACCUUGGAAUACCUCUUGCUCCACUUAGGAUUUCGGUUGCACAAUAUGCACCAUUACUUGAUACGGUCAAUGAUUUUUUAAAAGCUUGGAAUACAAAAACACUGUCCUAUGCCGGGAAAAUUGAACUAAUCCGCUCAGUAAUUCAAGGGGUUCAAUCUUUUUGGCUCCAAAUUUUCCCGGUUCCUCGAACCAUAUUGGAUAGGAUAGUAUCGAUUUGUAGAAUCUUCCUAUGGGGUGGGAAAUACUCCAAGGUCUCGUGGGAUGACAUCUGUCUCCCAAAGGAGGAAGGUGGCCUUGGCAUCCACAAUGCCAAAGUUUGGAAUGAUAGUCUUUUGGCCCGCACACUAUGGGAUGUUCAUAGGAAAAAGGAUACCCUGUGGGUUCGGUGGAUUAAUGGAGUAUAUCUUCGGGAUAAAAAUGUGUGGGACUUUGUCCCACAUAGCCGAGACUCUCAACUAAUGAAGAGGUUGGGUCUCAUCCGAGAUAGACUGCGAGGAUGUUUUAAUAACUUAAAUGACACCGUACUAGGUUUAAAUGCGAGAUGCAUCAAUGAUAAGUUGGUGUCGGGAAAAAUAUAUGAACUUUUAAGAGUAAGAGGGACCCCUAGGACCCCGAUGACCUUCAUUUGGAAAUCCUACAUCCCUCCGAAGUUCUCUUUUAAUGUAUGGUUGGCUUUGAGGAACAGACUUCCUACACAGGACAGUCUCGGAUACCUUUAUAUUGUUAAUAGAUGUGAUCUGUGCAAGGGUGGAUUGGAAACAAUUCCACACCUCUUUUUUUGUUGCCCUUUUGCGUGCAGAGUUUGGGACAAAAUUAGAGCAUGGGUCGGAUUUGGGAAUCAGAUGAAUACACUCCUUAGUGCAAUAAAAUGGAUUUCUAAGAAACGCAAGGGAUCAACGUUGAAGGCCAAGGCAGGACGGCUUGCUUUUUGUGCGACGGUUUACCAUAUCUGGCAAGCAAGGAAUAACGCAAGAUUUGAUGAAGGCAUGAAGUCUGAAGAUGAUGUGGUAGCCAAGAUCAAGCAUGUGGUGUAUAAAAUACUUUACAGUAUUUACCCGCAUGAUCUGGUGAAGUUCUGAACUAGGAUACCACGAUAUGGAGAUUAUGGAUAUCGUGAUUUUUGAUGUGGGUGUAUGUACCUUGCGGCACCCCGUUUUUAUUUGGAUUUUUUGUAGCCUCCGAUAGGUGUGUGCAAUUUGGCAGCACCGCUAUGUUUUGAUUAUUUUGAUGGGCCAAGUUUACUUGGUGAUUUCCAUAGAUAAGAUCGAAGAAAAACCUCUCUUCACCCCACAUUAUGUGGGGUUGGGGGGGUUUUAGGAGAUCUUAGCUAUAUGAUGUAAAGUUUUUAUGGGUGUUAAUAUAUAUUUACAUUUCAUCCAAAAAAAAAAUGUAAGGGGUGUUUUCAUCCGUUCACACAUUUUUAAUCUCUUUUUUUGUCCAGAUUUAAAAUGAGUCUUAUAUUUGUCUAGGAGAAAGUCCAUACUCUUCUUUCCGUCAUUCUCUCAUACAUAUUAGCAAGAUUAAGAAUUAAAA
Molecule: messenger RNA, 7249 nt
Organism: Cuscuta epithymum
Lineage: Eukaryota; Viridiplantae; Streptophyta; Magnoliopsida; Solanales; Convolvulaceae
Source: the annotation of a GenBank genome assembly